AUGGAGGAGGUAAAAUACCGGGUGAGAGUAGACAACGAACUUUCGUCACCAUUUACGGUGGAUACGGGCCUGAAGCAAGGCGAUUCGUUAUCUCCCCUAUUGUUUAACCUAGCUUUGGAGAAAGUGGUUAGAGAACUUCAAACUAAUGAAGGUGGUAUCCAGGUAAACGAAAAUAGAAUACGGGUUCUAGGUUUUGCGGAUGAUUUGGAUAUUCUGGGCGAAUCCUUAACGGACGUAGCGAACGCAACCAGAAUCUUGAGUAAUGAGGCAAAGAAAAUAGGAUUACACAUCAGUGAUGAUAAAACCAAAAUAAUAGAGCUUCUAGGAAGUGGUGAAAACCCCAGAGAUACGGAAGAUUUUAUGUAUGAAAAAGUUGAAGACUUUAAGUAUCUGGGUGCGACCCUGAGUACGAAAAAUGAUUGA
Molecule: messenger RNA, 423 nt
Organism: Cinara cedri
Lineage: Eukaryota; Metazoa; Arthropoda; Insecta; Hemiptera; Aphididae
Source: the annotation of a GenBank genome assembly